Molecule: messenger RNA, 891 nt
Organism: Mercurialis annua (annual mercury)
Lineage: Eukaryota; Viridiplantae; Streptophyta; Magnoliopsida; Malpighiales; Euphorbiaceae
Exons: 1
Coding region: 1-891 (296 amino acids)
Source: RefSeq, a predicted model, not a curated record
AUGACGAGUCCAAAUAUAUCCUUGUUGAUAUGGUGUGAUGGCCGUAUUGUGAGUUCUCCGUGUGGAAUAGAAUAUCAUGGGGGUCGUCCGGUUAAUAUGGCGCUUAGCGAGAGAAUGAGUUUCGAAGAAUUACAAAAUAUUUGUAGAAGAGCAGUUUCUACCGACGGGGAAGUAGAAAUUUCAAAAAUCUACUUCCGGCUUCCAAGAAUAGUUGGGGGUGCGAUACGCUCGUACUCGUUGUAUUCUGUGGAGAAUAACGAGCAUGUGUUUGGAAUUUUGAACGAGGUUGUGCGGUAUCCGCAACUGGAUAUUUUGGAAUUUUACGUGGAAUACGAGGCUGUGGUUCGCAACGAGACUUUACUGGACCAGUUGGUUUUAGGUGAUUCCAGCGGGUCUGAGAAGGGUAGUGAUGAAGAGGAAGAAGAGGAAGAAGAGGAUUUCUAUGACAGCAACGAAGAGGAUGUCGAGGAAGACUUAGGAGCAGAUUCACAAUAUCAGUCGCAACUUCCUGAGCAUGUAAGAAGGGCGGAUAUUUGCGACUUUGACGUCGCCCCGGAGGCUGAUGAGAAGAUUAUGUGGGAUCCUGGGAUGGAAUUCCGAGUAGGGAUGGUCUUCCCAAAUCGCGAUGCCGUCCGAGCUUGUGCGACUUCUUAUUCGGUCGGGGUGGGAAGGGAGUACAAGGGUCGCCGGACUACCAACUCCACAAUAUUGUUGGUUUGUAGGCACAACCCUGUCUGCAAAUGGUGGUUGCGCGCUACACUUCUGCAAUCAACUCAGACGUGGACGUUACCAAAAUAUAUUGGCCCGCACACGUGCAAUCAGCUGUUACCUGAUCCAAACCAUCAGAAUUUUGGGUCUGGUCCGAUCGCAGACUAUAUAAGGGUCAAGUAA